This is a messenger RNA of Danaus chrysippus (African queen), 315 nucleotides long. Lineage: Eukaryota; Metazoa; Arthropoda; Insecta; Lepidoptera; Nymphalidae. The record is from the annotation of a GenBank genome assembly.
UUGGAGAGAGAGCGGGUGCGAGGGGGACGGAGCGAUUGGUGCGAGAGGGACGGACGACCAGAAGCGCCGCUCGACGUCAAAAUACGUGCUGGGUUCGUUUUAUUGCCCUGUGAUAGUGUACAUACUAUCGAUGUAUAUCCCAACCCUACCCUGAGCGCGGCAUCAUCAAAGAAGCCCACCUCUUUGAUGUGGCCGCUGGCGCGCGCUAUAACGCCUGCUGAUGACGUCAUCACAGAUCCGUUAGACGCCGUGGGAAAUGCAAUUCUGAUAUCGGCAUUAUACCGAACUAUUGGCGCUCGGAAAUCUGACGUUUAA